ACAAAGUCGAUGUACAACUUGCAAACCGGAAUGCAUAACUCGUGGAAUCACACCCUUCUCAUCUCCACCCCAUUUCCGUGCACCUCUUCUUCUACUUCUUCUUCACAACCAUACCAUUUGCACCUCAAACUUCGAAUUCCGCUCGAUUUUGAGAAAUCUAAUCCGAAUACACACUCACGGACGCAUACCUUUUGAAUUCGAUCCAGUUACACUGCAACGAAAUUGAGCUAACCAUGGAGCUACUCUGCUCCAGUUGCACACACAUUUCAUCGUCGCUGCCGUCGCCGGCGAUCGGUUAUUUAAAGAGCCAGCUGAAUUAUGUGAAGUUGAACCGGAAGUCUUCAUCUAUAGAUAGGAGCAGAAGGCGGGCGGCCGUUCGAGCUCAGAAGAGCGAUUCGUUGGUACAACUCGACAAGCUUGUUGGUACAAGCAGUAACAGCGCGCUGGACCAGCUCGAUAUUGAACGCGGUGUUUGUGUUCCCUUCCGGAAGUACACACCUGAAUCAGUGAGGAGUAAAGUACUGGAGUCAAGAGGUGCAAUAUUAUCAUUGGUUGGUCGCGGUGUCCAAAUAGUGUGGAAUUUGGGGUUCUAUUGGUCUACCUUGAUGUAUGAUUUUCUUGUUGGUCGAGAUGAAGAAGUUGUUCCUUUCCGCGCUCGCCAACUGAGGAAUCUCCUCUGUGACUUGGGCCCUUCUUUCAUCAAAGUUGGACAGGUGCUUGCUAAUAGGCCUGAUAUUAUUAGAGAGGAUUACAUGAAUGAAUUAUGCAUCCUUCAAGAUGAUGUUCCCCCUUUUCCUAAUCAGGUAGCUUUUGGCAUUAUAGAGGAGGAGCUAGGUCAACCUCUUGAGGCGGUUUUCAGCAAAAUUUCUUCACAGACAAUUGCAGCGGCUAGCUUGGGCCAAGUUUAUCGAGCCACUCUCCGAUCAUCUGGCGAGGAUGUUGCUAUUAAGGUACAAAGGCCUGAGAUAGAGCCCAUCAUUUAUAGAGAUCUUUUCCUUUUUCGUACUCUAGCAUCGUUCUUGAAUGGCAUCAGCCUGCAAAAACUGGGUUGUAAUGCAGAGCUUAUAGUGGAUGAAUUUGGUGAGAAGCUGUUGGAGGAGCUUGAUUAUACCCUGGAAGCCCGUAACAUUGAGGAUUUCCUAGAGAAUUUCAAGAAUGACCCUACAGUUAAAAUUCCUGGUGUUUAUAAGCAACUUAGUGGUCCACGCGUGUUGGUCAUGGAGUGGAUUGAUGGAAUUCGAUGCACGGACCCCCAGGCUAUUAAGGAUGAAGGAAUUAAUGUGAAUGGGUUUCUGACUGUUGGAGUGAGUGCUGCACUCCGGCAAUUGUUAGAAUUCGGUCUAUUUCACGGGGAUCCACACCCUGGAAAUAUCUUUGCCAUGCGCGAUGGACGUAUUGCUUAUGUCGACUUUGGAAAUGUGGCUGUUCUCAGUCAGCAAAAUAAACAGAUUCUUAUAGAUGCUGUCGUCCAUGCUGUAAAUGAAGAUUAUGCUGAGAUGGCCAAUGAUUUUACCAGGCUCGGUUUUCUAGCUAGUGGAACUGAUGUCUCCCCCAUAGUUCCAGCUUUGGAAGCAAUCUGGCAAAAUUCUGUUGGGAAAGGGCUAUCUGACUUUAAUUUCAGAAGUGUUACAGGAAAGUUCAAUCAGCUAGUGUACAAUUAUCCUAUUCGCAUUCCAGAGAGGUUCUCUCUUGUUAUUCGCUCUUUAUUGACCCAAGAAGGAAUUUGCUUCACCCUACAGCGCGAUUUCAAAUUUUUAGAGGUCGCCUAUCCUUACGUGGCAAAACGCCUCCUCACGGAUCCCAAUCCUGCAUUACGCGAACGUCUUAUUCAGGUUUUGUUUAAAGACGGCGUUUUCCAGUGGAAACGACUUGAGAAUCUAAUUAUUCUAGCAAAGGAGAAUGUGGCAAAGAUGAGCAGCAACCCUGCUUUCACUCAAAGGUCUAGACAGCAACAAGUUGAAAAGAAAUUAGACCUCACAGACACAAUCAAGGAUGGAACUCGUCUCUUCCUCCUUGAUGAAGGAAUUCGUAGACAGCUUCUUCUUGCUCUUACUGAAGACUCAAAACUUCAUAUACAGGAGCUUGUAGAUGUGUACAGACUGCUCGAGGACCAGAUUGAUGUACCUUCAGUAGCUCUGCAAGUUGCACAAGAUCUUCCUUCUGUUGCUCGGGAUGUAAUACUUUCGUGGAGCGCGUCAGUGUUAUCCGAGAGAUGAGCUCAUCUUUUGGUAUUUUAUUACUUCUCCCUGCCUAGAAUCUCAUGUUUUCUUUUUGUUGCAGGGUGUAUAUCAGUUUAAUUAACAUUUGUACAUAAACAUCAAUUUUCUGUAUAUAGAAAUACCAUAAUGUAAGUAAAUGAGGUGGUCAAUCUAUGGAGAGACGUUAUCUGCUUUAUAGAAGUAUUUAAGGGUUUAUUUUUCAAA
This is a messenger RNA of Salvia splendens (bonfire salvia), 2423 nucleotides long. Its product is annotated as protein ACTIVITY OF BC1 COMPLEX KINASE 1, chloroplastic. The transcript has 14 exons. Gene Ontology annotation, molecular function: ATP binding; protein kinase activity. Bases 234 to 2216 code for a protein of 660 amino acids. Gene Ontology annotation, biological process: protein phosphorylation. The record is from RefSeq and is a predicted model, not a curated record. Lineage: Eukaryota; Viridiplantae; Streptophyta; Magnoliopsida; Lamiales; Lamiaceae.